AUGGCAACGACGGCGGAGAAAGAUGCGACAGCGGUAGAAAUAAACAUCGAAACCUCCGAUGUGCCCGAUGUCGGACGAGCCACCCCAAGACAGACGCUGUCCGCUGGAUCACCCGCCAACGGACGCAACGGUGGCAACAAUCGAAGCCGGUCGAACAGCCGAUCACCAUCUCGUAGGGCAAAGCGUGAUACAGAGAAGGCGCGCACCGAUGCGAUUCCGUUACUGCCCGUUCCCAACGAGUCGAAUCUGCCACGACAGGAACCACCGAUCGCCGGACCAGAGUUCGAUGACGAGGAUUCACUGGACAAUGGCAUUGAUUUGGAUGAUCCCAAAAGCAACCGGGGUAUUGAUAGUGGAUUUUUGGAUCCCAUCGAUGAUGGGUCGGUGGACACCACGGGUGUUACACGCCCGGGACGUCGUGGAGGUCGUCGCAAUCAAACACCGUCUGUUCCAGUCUAUCGACCUGGUUUUGCCCCGGGUUUUAAUGCUGAUGGAACACGUAAUGUUGAGACAACCGAGAGUGGACAGGUCAUUCCGGACGUCAAUGUGUACCAGCAGAAGAAGAACCUUGCCCAGGGUAUGAUGGAUCUGGCCCUGCUGUCCGCCAACGCGAACCAACUGCGUUACGUGCUCGAGUCGUACAAACGUCAUCCGUACUUCUACGUCAAUCUCAUCUUCAUCUCGACCAGCAUUAUCGCACAGGUAGCGGUCGGCAUCGGGUUGAUCUGGAAGAGCCGGUAUAACAUCAAGAACGAGAACGAUUUUUGCAAGGCAGAUCGGAUUAACAACCUCAUCACGAUCGGCAUCUUCAUCAUAACGCUCGUUAACGUGCUGAUAUCGGCGUUUGGUGUUGCAGAACCGCAACCAGUUGUGUGA
This is a messenger RNA of Anopheles marshallii, 876 nucleotides long. RefSeq names its product ninjurin-A-like. Lineage: Eukaryota; Metazoa; Arthropoda; Insecta; Diptera; Culicidae. Gene Ontology annotation, cellular component: membrane. The record is from RefSeq and is a predicted model, not a curated record. The transcript is spliced from 3 exons. Gene Ontology annotation, biological process: tissue regeneration; cell adhesion. Bases 1 to 876 code for a protein of 291 amino acids.